UCUCUCUCUUUCUCUCUGUGUGGAGCAAAAUGGGUGCACUUGACUACCUGUCCAACUUUUUCAGUGUUACAAACACAAGAAGAGCAUUGAAAAGGAGAAAAAGAAAACCGCUGCAGACUGUGGAGAUCAGGGUGAAGAUGGACUGUGAUGGUUGUGAAAGGAGAGUGAAGCAUGCUGUUCAAUCAUUAAAGGGUGUGACAUCAGUGAACGUGAGCCGAAAGCAAAGCAGGGUGACGGUCACCGGCCACGUCGAGCCGAACAAAGUCCUGAAGAAGGUGAAGAGCACGGGGAAGGUGGCAGAGUUCUGGCCCUACGUCCCUUACAACUUGGUUGCCUACCCUUACGUUGCCGGGGCCUAUGACAAGAGGGCACCCUCCGGCUUUGUGCGCAAUGUGGCCCAGGCGCUGCCAAGCCCUCAGGCACACGACGAGCAAUACAUGUCACUCUUCAGUGACGAGAACCCAAAUGCAUGUUCCAUCAUGUGAAAGUGCUCAAAGUUGUCAGUGAACUUGUUGAAGUAUCUCUUGUCGGUAGGUUUUGAUCAGCCUGUUACUUCCUUUCAGAUGCAACAGAGGUAGCACUUGCUUUCAUUACUUCGGAGUUGUGUAUAAGUGUGGUGUUGAGUUUCUGUAUUUCUUGUUCAUUUUGUAAUCAAUCAUAUAGCGUUUUGAGGGUGUUUUGUUUUAUAUAUAUUAGCAUAAUUUAUAUUUUCUUCGAGCGAGAUGUUUAAUUUGAUCUUAUAGACACUUAAAAGUGGAGGCUUUGGUCUUGAAUG
Messenger RNA from Elaeis guineensis (African oil palm), 775 nucleotides. RefSeq names its product heavy metal-associated isoprenylated plant protein 21. The record is from RefSeq and is a predicted model, not a curated record. NCBI's taxonomy places the organism in Eukaryota, Viridiplantae, Streptophyta, Magnoliopsida, Arecales, Arecaceae. Gene Ontology annotation, molecular function: metal ion binding.